Molecule: messenger RNA, 1585 nt
Organism: Onthophagus taurus
Lineage: Eukaryota; Metazoa; Arthropoda; Insecta; Coleoptera; Scarabaeidae
Source: RefSeq, a predicted model, not a curated record
CAAUUCUUGAACUUGUAGUGUCAAAAUCAACGUUAUGAAGAACCCAACGUACACAAUUUUCGAAGCAUUUUAUGCUGUCGUUAAGCAUUAUCUUGGAGUACCACGAAAAAAAAAUUCGCUUUUUCUUCAACUCUUGUUAAUUCCUUUAACGUUUAUUACACUUCUAUUAUUUGGGAUAAUUUUUUUAUUAUCCAUAAUGUUUUAUUUUGGCAUAAAAGUUUGUGUGAUGUAUAAAGAGGGUGAUAAAUUCGCUGGAAUGAUGACUGGGCAAGAUCCUGUUAUGUCUCCAAUCGUAAUUAACGCUUUAUAUACAAUAAAAGUUUCUGACAAAUUUGAAUUACAUAAAAAUGUUCAAGAUCUUUUACUCAAACAUGUUUAUGGUAGUUGUAAUAAGAUGAAUUAUUUGAUUAGAUCUUAUUUGGGUUAUUAUUAUUUUAUAAAGAGUCAUUUAAAAUUAAGUGAUUAUGUGCAAGAAAUAGAGUCGCAAGAAUUAAUUUGGUCACAAUCAUCUUUGUUGGAUUAUAUAGCAACAAAUGUUAUAGAUAAUAAUAAAAUUGGAGAUAAAACUUGGAUGUUGACAACUUUUAAACAACCGGUAGAGUGGGGGGAUGGCUCAAAAAAGUACGUUUUUAUAUUAUCAGUUAACCAUAGUGUAAGCGACGGAUUUGGAUUAUUCUCAUUGUUUAAAAACAAAAUUUGUGAUAAAUUUGAAUUUUUGAAUUUAUCCACAAAAACCGAUUUAUCUUCGCAAUCAAUUCCCAAUCAAUCUUUGGACGAUGCUUAUAUGAUACCUCUCAUCCCACUAGAACGCAAUAAAGAAAAUCCUAAAGGUCUAUUAACAUUUUUCAUCGAAACCGAACCGAAAUAUUUAAAAUUCAUUAAGAACCAAAAAGAGAAAUUGAAAGUUGGAGUCACACAAAUUUUAGUUUCAGGAUUUUUGAUUGCACUCAUCGAGUAUAUGGAUAAAAAAGGUAUCGUCAAACCAAAAUUAAGCGUGAGCUUUACUUUCAAACCUUUUGAUACUGAAACUAUCGAGAUGAUCAAUGGGAAUUUUAACUUUGAUAACAUAAAAAAUAACGCUUACAUAGGCAUCUCGUCUGUUGAUACUUCAUCCAGCAAAAAUAUGAUAUCAGCAGCUCUAAAUUUGAAACAAUGUUUUCGUAAAUAUUUAAAAUCUGUUAAUUUAAUGUUCAGCAUAGCUUUAAUUAACUUCGCACAUUUAUUUCCACCGUGGUUCCAUGUAGGAUCAUUAAUUAUAAAUAAAGGGUUAGCAAACGUUUUCAUUUCGAACGUUACCGGCAUAAAAUGUGCUGGAUUUGACAACAUCGAUAUGGACAACAUCGUUUUCUUCCUAAGCCCGGGGAGUUUCAACUUUGGCAUCUGUGUUAUCACAUAUGGUAAUAAGUUUCAUAUAGCUGUACAAGCAAACACAGGAAUCGUGGAUUCUAGAGAUGAUUUGAAUCAAAUUGUUGAAAGCGCUUUCAAACAUAUUGAUUCACUUGGAAAUAUAUAAAAAUAAAGCUUUGCUUGUGAGGUGGUUAAUAUUGUAGUGGGUCUAAUAAAGCUUUUAUUUCUUUUUGUUUAA